Molecule: messenger RNA, 2592 nt
Organism: Pedinophyceae sp. YPF-701
Lineage: Eukaryota; Viridiplantae; Chlorophyta; Pedinophyceae
Source: the annotation of a GenBank genome assembly
AUGGCAAGAGCGUCCAUCGAGGCGUCCGAGGAUGACGACAGCCUACGCGUCAUCGACCGCGCCCUCAUCGAGGAGACGCAGGAGUCGUACCUGGCGUACGCCAUGUCCACCCUGGUGGGACGCGCGCUCCCGGACGUGCGCGACGGCCUCAAGCCGGUCCACCGUCGCAUUCUGUGGGCCAUGCACGACCUGGGGUUGGUGCCCAACAAACCCCACAGGAAGAGCGCGCGCGUGGUCGGAGAGGUGCUCGGAAAGUACCACCCGCACGGCGACUCCGCCGUGUACGACGCGCUCGUGCGGCUCGCCCAGGACUUCAACAUGAGUAUUCCGCUCAUUCAGGGCCACGGCAACUUCGGAUCGAUCGACGACGACCCCGCCGCCGCCAUGCGCUACACCGAGUGCCGCCUCGCCGCAGCGACGCCCGACAUGCUCCUGGACGGCCUCUCGGAGGACGUCGUCGACUUCCUGCCGACGUUCGACGGGUCGCAGCUCGAGCCCACGGCGAUGCCGGCGAAGGUGCCGCACGUGCUCGUCAACGGCUCGUACGGCGUGGCCGUGGGCCUGUCGACCUCGAUUCCGACCCACAACAUGCGGGAGGUGGUUGCCGCGCUCAAGGCGUUCAUCGCGGACCCGGAGAUCAGCGUGGAGGGCCUGAUGGCGCACAUGCCGGCGCCGGACUUCCCGACGGGCGGCGAGCUCGUGGACACGCGCGGCCUGCGGCAGGCCUACGCGGUGGGGCGCGGGUCGGCGACGGUGCGCGGGCGGAUUGGGUUCGAGGCCGGGAAGCGCGGGCAGCGCGACGCGCUGGUGAUCACGGAGAUCCCGUUCCAGACGAACAAGGCGCGCAUGGUCAAGGAGAUCGCCGCGCUGGUAGAAAAGCGCAAGGUGGAGGGGGUGUCUGACAUCCGCGACGAGUCGGACCGGUCGGGCAUCCGGGUGGUGGUGGAGCUCAAGCGCAGCGCGAACGCCGACCUCGUCCGGAACGUCAUUCUCAAGGGCACGUCUCUCCAGCGGAACGUCAACCUCAACCUCACCUGCGUGGUUGACGGCACACCGCGACAAAUCGGCCUGCAAGGCAUCCUGGGGGCGUUCCUCGAAUUUCGGCGCGACGUCGUGCGGCGCCGGACGGCGCACGCGCUGAAGAAGGCCGAGCACCGCCUGCUGCUCGUCGAGGGCUUCCUCGCCGCGGCGCACCGGGUGCAGGACGUCGUGCGGGCCAUCACGGCGGCGGACGACUCGGCGGGGGCUCUGGCGGCGCUGGAGACGCUGCUGGGGGUCACGCGCGAGCAGGCGGACGCUGUGCUGGGGAUGCCGCUGCGGAGGCUGACGCGGCUGGAGGGGACGCGGCUGGCGGACGAGGCGGCGGAGCUGAAGACGAAGAUUCGUGGGUUGCAGAAUAUUCUUUCGGACGCGGAUAAGGUGGAUCAUAUCAUCGUGGAGGAGGCGGAGGAGGUGGCGCGGAAGUACGGGUGCGACCGGCGGACGGCCGUGCUGCACGGCGAGGACGGGACGAUCGAGAACGAGGACGUCAUCCCCAACAAGGAAAGCAUAGUUGUCGUCACGGAGAAGGGCUAUAUCAAGCGGAUGAGCAGCAACACGAUCAAGAGCCAGGCGCGCCGGACGCGCGGCAAGGCCGGCGCGCGGCUGCGCGGCGAGGACCUCGUGUACCACGUGCAGCAGAUCAUGGAUCACGACACUCUGCUCUUCUUCACAGAAGCAGGACAGGCCUUCUCCCUCCGCGGCUUCCAGAUCCCCGAGACCUCCCGAACCACGAUCGGCACGCCGCUGGUGGACCUGAUCCCGCGGAAGGGCACGGAGGGGAUCGCGGGCGUGAUCGCGGUGCGCGACUUCCCGGAGGACGUCUUCCUGGUGAUGUUGACGCGCGAGGGGCAGAUCAAGCGCACGUCGCUGUCGGCGUUCUCGUCCGUCUCGCGCGCCGGCAUGGGAGCGAUGCGGCUCCGCGAGGGCGACCAGGUCAUUCAGGUCGCCGCGUGCCGCGAGGGCGACUCUAUCAUGAUGACCACCAGCGAGGGCUACGCGCUCAACAUGCCGGUCAACGACGCGCAGCUGCGCAGCAUGGGCCGCCUCGCGCAGGGCAACCGCGCGAUGAAGCUCCGGGCGGGCGCCUCGAUGGUCGCGAUGGCCAUCCUGCCGCAGGGCGAGAGUCUAUAUUUGUCCGAAGACGAAGACGACGAGGAUGUGGACAUCGACGACGAGGGCGACGACGGCGACGGCGACGGGGCGCAGCACGCGGGGCCGUGGGUCGUGCUCGUGACGUCGGACGCGUACGGGAAGCGCGUCCCCGUGGAGCUCUUCCGGCUGCAACGGCGCGGCGGGCGAGGGGUGCGGUGCCUGCCCUCGCAGGGCAAGAAGCGGACGCUGAAGGCGAUGCUGGUCGCGGACGACGCGAAGAAGACGGUGCUGCUGACGUCGAGCAAGGGCGUGAUGAACCGGAUCGCGCUGGGGUCGGUGCGCGUGACGGGGCGCACUGCGGUUGGGGUGCAUCUGAUGCGGCUGGGGGAGGGGGACUCGAUCGCGUCGGUGGCAGCGGGCGGCGAGGACGACGACUCCGAGAGCGAGGAGGAGCCGUAG